This is a messenger RNA of Guyanagaster necrorhizus, 1289 nucleotides long. RefSeq lists its product as uncharacterized. The transcript has 2 exons. Lineage: Eukaryota; Fungi; Basidiomycota; Agaricomycetes; Agaricales; Physalacriaceae. The coding region runs from base 421 to 1122 and encodes 233 amino acids. The record is from RefSeq and is a predicted model, not a curated record.
AAACAUCAUCAACUUACUACGAACAACAGAAUCCUCUUCGCUGCCAUCACUUUGUCCCUGCAUCUAUUAGCCGAUUAUAAAGUAAGGCGGUAAGGUAAAUCCCAAUGUCUCUCCUGCGACUCCAUGCCUCCUUCCUUCCUCGCCCUUCCUGUCGAGCUCCUCGACUCUCUCUGCUCCCAUCUUGGUCCCUGCGAUCUUCUCUCCUUGCUCAAGGUAUCCUCCAGGCUCUCCCCAGUCGCCCAGCGUCGUCUCUAUCGCACAAUUUUCGCAGCACCCGCCGCUAAAAAUCUCUCCGUGGUGCUCACCCUCGCGAGAAGUCCCCUUCUCGCCCAGUAUGUCACCUCUUUCUCUAUCAAUCUAGACUCCCAGCCCUCCCUGUUCCUGUCCUUCUUUCGCCAUCUCGCGGUGGCGCUUGGGAACAUGACCAACCUUGUCCAUUUGUGCGUCUUCGUCCCUCCUCGGGUCAGCUGGAUAUUGCUUCCAAUCAGGACAUCGCACUACCCGUCCUUAUCCUACUUCUCAUGCUCGUUUCCCUUUAAUUCUCAUGUCGCGUCCUUCCUAAAGGCAACCCCUUCCCUUCUAAAAUUAGAGGUGGACACAUUAUCUCCUUCAUUUCAACACCAUUAUCUCGACGCCCUUCCACCUUCUUCGGUACCUCACUUGUCCCACUUUACUGGUUCCUCCCAGACCGCCCGAGCCAUCGUCCCAGGACGUCCAGUUCAAACACUCCGUAUUAAUACAGGCCAUGUCGAUGACAGCGUUAUUGACGCCAUCGCCCAGUCCACAGCUGAUGUGACUGUCUUUGAAGCGACAACUACAUCUUUCCCCGCAUCGCUGCUCCAUCUUCUUUCCCAGCGCUUGCGCAAAAUGAUUUAUCUCAGAAUUUCAUCCACCUGCAAUUUCUCGGGACUCCCCGACACGGCCUUUUACCAAGAUAUUGCCAAUGCCUUGACAAAAUUCCCAGCGCUCGAGGUUUUUGAACUCUCUGGGAUGCUCUGGGGCUCCGAUGAAAAACAGGCCGGAAGAAAAAUUUGGCAGUCAAAGCCGCUUGACAUUGACUUCGGCGCCGAGGAAGGUGUUGAACCUAUUGAUUCUUAUAUGGAUUUUUCAUACUACUACUGACGUUGCGUACCAAGUAAUUACUGAUACUUCUUUUCACAAUAUGUCUUUAAUCUUCGACAUCACUUCUGAUACGUCGAUACCUAAUUAGGCAUAUGUCACACCGUAGCAUACCGUGACACCAAUAUUUGGCUUCUCUGGCUUCGCAUACUUGAAUCAUCUGCCCUGUC